UUGCUCUUCAGGAAGCUUCCUUCUUGCUUACUUUAUUUUAAAGCUUUGAAACCUCCUUUCUCCAGAUUUCUAUCAUGAAGCCUGUUGCUCAUAUCCUGGCUGCAGCGGAAUACGGCAGAUGAAAUGUUGUUUCCUACCUGAAAUCAGAAACCGGAUGACCAGAAUGCUACCCUGGUUUUAUUAGAUCUUCCUGAAACAGAAGCAAUGCUAUGAGGGAACUUCUUGGAGCAGUUCGGCUGAGGUCAUCCUGAAGAGAUCACGUCACUAUAGCAUUUACCUAAAAUAUUUUCUAAAGGAAUGGCAAUAAACAAGAGGAUCUUGACCAUCUUAGUCCUCCUGGUAACACUGCUCGUCUUGGAAAAAGGAAACUUCAACUUUCAUUUUCACUCUCCAGUCUUGGCUUUUCUAGAACCACACGGUGAAGCCUUUCUUUCUCACACACGACAGAAAAGGAAUGUUCUUUUGGACCCUGGGAUUUACACAGCAAGCAUUUUAAUAAAUACAUCAAAUGCAGAAAACUAUGAGCAGCUCCUAUCAAACCUGAAUGCUACCAGCUUUCCUCUGGAAAUUGAUAACGUCACAGAGAUCCAAGAUAUUACUGUCACUACAGUUUGUGUCUCCACUGAUGCUGGCUUCCAAUGUGAGUGUGAAGAGCAGUUUGCUUGGCCCUACAGGACCUGCAUCUCAUAUGGAGCGUGUGACUCUAUAUCAGGUGGUAUCUGUACAUGCAUCAAAGGAUUCCCAGCUGAUGGCUCAUCCUGUCAGCUAAUAUCAGAGUUGCUUGUUCAGACUGAAUAUGAAGUUGAUUUGGAGCUGAAUGUAACAGAUGUUGCAACAGUGGAUUUCCUCAGAAUUCUUCUGAACAAUGGGAGCGCUUUUACUACAAACGCUGUAGUGAAUGUCACACAGAUUGCCUUCACUACAGUUUGCUCUCCAAACGGCGGUGGUUACCAGUGCAGAUGUGAGGAUCAGUAUCGUUGGUCAUGUGACCAGUGUCAAACAUAUGGAUCAUGUGACAACAUAACUGGAGACACUUGUGGAUGCAUUAAUGGCAUUCCUGCUGAUGGACAGUACUGCCAGUCUCUGGAUCAAUACAACUUUACAAAUUGCUCAGAUACCACAACAGCACCCCCACCAUUUGUUUAUCUCUAUUUUCUUCAUGUUGAGCUGAACAGUACAGAUGUUGCAGCUGUUAGAGAACUGAGGAAAAUCAGCUACCCCAUCAGCAUCAACAGCUACAUAGAGAUCUCUGAUGUUAACAUCUCUACCGAAGUUGUGAAGAAGAUCUCAGUUUGA
Molecule: messenger RNA, 1296 nt
Organism: Cyprinodon variegatus (sheepshead minnow)
Lineage: Eukaryota; Metazoa; Chordata; Actinopteri; Cyprinodontiformes; Cyprinodontidae
Product: adhesion G protein-coupled receptor F5-like
Exons: 11
Coding region: 298-1296 (332 amino acids)
Source: RefSeq, a predicted model, not a curated record